AUGGUUGAUAAUCCAGAUAAAUUAUGUACAAUUUGUCUGCGCAAAUUUUCAUCGUUAUUAAAAUCUGAUCAAUUAAUAUGGAAAAAACAACUUGAAGAACAAGUUGAUAAAGUUUAUUGUGAAGAAAAGCAACAAGCAAAAUUAAAUUUAACUGAACAACAAAAACGAAAACAUCAUCGUGGUGAAUCAUGUCGAAUUGAUGAAGAAUUACCAAUACAAAUAAUAAAUAAUUCUUAUGAUAAAAUUAUAUUUCAUCAUAAUCAAAAAUUAUUUAUUGAAUAUUUUCUUCGUGGAUAUUGUCCAUUAAAUUCUAUAUUAUCUGAACAUCUUGUUAAUUAUUUAACAACACAUGAUCAAUUAAAUGAUUUUACUUUAUCAUUAUUUUCAUCAAAUGCAACAUGUCUUAAAAGAUUUGUAAUUAAUGUUAAAUAUUUAAGUCGUUUACAAUGUCAUAUACUUAAUCAACAUCCAAAUAUAAUUGAAUUAGAUAUUAUUUUUAAAGAUUCUAAUUCAAAUCGUACAAUUAAUAUGACAAAUGAAAUGUUUUAUCAACAUAUAUGUCCAUCUAUAUAUUCAAAAUUUGAUGAAAUUUAUACACUAUAUGGUCCAUUUAUAUUACAUCAUAUUCAUUCACGAAUACAAACAGAAUCAAGACGAUCAUCAAUAUCAAAUAAUUCUUUAUUACAAAAUUUACCAAAUUCGUCAGAUGAAUUUUCACAUCAUAAAUUAUUAAAUGGAAUAUUUAAUAAUUUACAUCCAAUGACAAUUGAACGUUUAAAAAUAUUAAGUCUAUCACAUUAUAAAUUUUUUACUGCUUCUCAUUCGACUGCUGCACGAAAAUAUUCACUUGGUGAUAUGUCACCAUUGACAAAAUGUUCGACAAAUUCAUCAUCACCAUCAUCAUCGACAAUGUCAAUACCAGUAAAUUUUAUUCCAAUAAAUCUUCGUUUAUUAUUAAAAUUUACAAAUUUAACAUCAUUAAAUUUAAGUUCAACAGAUAUUAAAAAUCCAUGUAUUGAUAUGAUUAUUGAUUCAUUACAAAAUUUAGAUACAUUUGAUUUAUCAUUAUGUCGUUCAAUAAAAUUAUUUAAUUCAUUAUUAAAAUUAUCAUCAAAAUUAAAAUGGCUUAAUUUAUAUAAUUGUUGUUUUCAUAUGCAACAAAAUCCUAGUAUAUAUCAUAUAUUAUAUCAAUUAAAGUAUCUUGAAUAUUUAGAUAUAAGUAAUGAUAAUACAUUUAAUGAUAAUAAUAAUAAUAAUACAAGUACAAUAAUUGAUAGUGAAAAUGAUAUAAAUAAAUUUUUACGUGAAGAUAAUUGUUUACCACGUUUAAAACAUUUUGAUAUAAGUGGUCAAAAAACAAUAUCAUCAAUAUCGUUAUAUCAUUUUUUAUUAAAACAUAAAAAUUUGCAAUUUCUUGGAUUGUUUUUAACAAAUGAAAAAUAUUCAUCUUGUUUAUUUGAUAAAAAUGAUUUAUGUUAUUCAAAAUAUCGUCAUUAUACAUAUGAUUUACAUCAUAUACAAACGGUAACAUUAACAGAAAAUGAUAUAACAUUAUAUGAACCAUAUCUUAUUGAAGCGUUAACACGUUAUCGUGAUCGAUCUGGUUUUGUACAAAAAAUUCUUUUUUAUAUUUUUUUUCUAACACGUUCAUUUCAUUCGAAACAACAAAAUCUUCUCAUUGAACUUAUACUUCAUGUUAUGUCAACACAUUCAAAUUUACAACCAGUACAAAUGGCAUCAACAGCAUGUAUUUAUAAUUUAACACGCACACCAAUAACAGAACAAAUACAUAUUAAAUAUUUAGCACAGAUUGUUCAAGCAACAAUGAAUGUUAUGGCAACAUUUCCAAAUCAUCAACAACUACAAAAAAAUUGUUUAUUAACAUUAUGUAGUGAUCGAAUUUUACAUGAACCACAUUUUAAUUUUUAUUUAUUAGCUACAUUAGUUAUGCAUAAUUUAUUGCAUUAUACUGAUUUAGCUAUAAUACAACCUGGAGUAGCUAUUUUAUCUUUAUUAACAACAAGAUUAACAAUCGAUGAAUGUACACAAUUAGGUUCAAUAACAAAUUUAAAACGUUUACUUCAAUUAAUUGAACAACAAAUCGAGCGUUUACAAACAAUACAAAUAAAUCAAAAUCAACAAGCACACAAUGUACAUAAUGAUCAAACUCAGCAAACAUUAAGUGAUAUUGAUAUAACAUUAAAUCAUACUCAACAAUUAACUAGUGAUGAUACAUUACGUUUUUGUUUAAGUUUAUUAUGGAAUUUAACUGAUGAAAAUGCAAUUGUUUGUGAAAAUUUUAUUCAAUCAAUGGGUUUACAAUUAUUUCAACGUCUUCUUCAUUUAUUUUCAACAGAUACAAUUGUAUUAACAAAAAUUGUUGGUUUAUUAAGUAAUAUAGCAGAAGUAUCACAUUUAAAAAUUUUUCUUUAUUCAAUUGAUAUUAUUCCAUUAAUGCAAAAAUAUAUAACUGAAGCUAUACUUGAUGUUGCUUUUUCAGCUAUUGGAAUUCUAGCACAUUUACUUUAUGAACAAACAGAUGAUGAGAUUAAUUUAGAAUUAUGUCAACAAAUGAGAGAAACAAUUGUAUCAUGGCAAAAUCCACAUACAAACAUGGUUACAUAUAGAUCUUUCAAACCAUUUUUACCAUUACUUCAUUGUACUCGACUACCAGUUGUACAAUUAUGGGCAGUAUGGGCUAUUCAUCAUGUUUGUAGUACAGAUCGUGCUCGAUAUAGUCGAAUAGUUCGUGAAGAAAAAACUUAUGAAAUAAUGCAAAAAUUAUAUGAUGAUCAACUAUUAUCUGAAUAUCCAGAUCCAUUGAUGAUUCAACUACUCAAAUCGACUCUUCAUCUUCUUAAAUCGUAUCAUUCAAAUCGUCAUCAACAUUCUUCUGCUGUUGCUAGUUAA
Molecule: messenger RNA, 2910 nt
Organism: Rotaria sordida
Lineage: Eukaryota; Metazoa; Rotifera; Eurotatoria; Philodinida; Philodinidae
Source: the annotation of a GenBank genome assembly